Messenger RNA from Rhinichthys klamathensis goyatoka, 781 nucleotides. RefSeq names its product chemokine (C-C motif) ligand 25b (gene ccl25b). Gene Ontology annotation, biological process: lymphocyte chemotaxis; positive regulation of GTPase activity; positive regulation of ERK1 and ERK2 cascade. Gene Ontology annotation, cellular component: extracellular region. The transcript is spliced from 4 exons. NCBI's taxonomy places the organism in Eukaryota, Metazoa, Chordata, Actinopteri, Cypriniformes, Leuciscidae. The coding region runs from base 247 to 531 and encodes 94 amino acids. The record is from RefSeq and is a predicted model, not a curated record. Gene Ontology annotation, molecular function: chemokine activity; CCR chemokine receptor binding.
UCUUAAGUCAUUUGCGAUUUGUUAAAACAAUACCGAAAGUCAAUCAACAGGAUCCACUUUUUAACAGCGUUUAAUGCAGUAGUAUGUAAAAUCUAGGCAAAAUGUGACAAGGGGGCGUGGCAAAGGAUCAGGUUUUGUUGCUAUAAAAAGUGUCAACUAAACAGAGGAGGACAUAAGAGCAGCUUUAGCCGUGAAGAAAAACACCAUUCUUCCGAGAACCUCUGAGCUUAUACACAGCAUUCAGCCAUGAAGUUUCAAAUCCUGGUUUUUCUCCUGCUGUUGGCUUGCAUGUAUCCCAGUGUGGCACAAGGUUCCUAUGAAAACUGCUGUUUGAAGUACAUUGUAGGGGUAAGGAAGGCCAUGAGAAAAAAUAUAGAGAGUUACAGAGUGCAGCAAACAGAUGGAGGAUGUAACAUUCCUGCUAUUGUUUUUAAGCUGAAGAAAUCAAAGACGCUCUGUGCUGAUCCAAGACGACCCUGGGUGCAACAACUCAUGCAGACAAUAGAUAAGAAAAACACAGGCUCUAUGUAGUGUACGAGUUUCUGAGACACAUUUGAUCACGCCACUGCAGACGAAACUGUUGUAUUUUUAACCACACACAAAAAAAAAUGUGUAUUAGACCAAUACACUAUAAUAUGUAGUUUAUAACACCAUCACUCCUGCUGAUUCAUAUAUUUUCUAUAUCAGAGUGAAUCUUCAUGCCGAGGUUCAUAAUGAACUGUAUUGGUUUGCUUCUGUUCAUUGUAUUAGAACAAUAUGAAUGUAUGAACUGUGAAUUGUU